UCCUCUGUUCUGUUCAGUAUAUGGCAAUCACUUCAUCCACCACUGCAGUGCACCCACCUGUGGGCCUGGGGGAGGGCGUGGGUUGAAAAACUGCUCAAGAACACAGAAGUUUAGGAAGGGUCAUGAAGAACACCACAAGUGGAACUGCAGAGAGGGGGUUACACAGGCAGAAAGCGAGUCAACAAAAGCCCUUAGUCAGGAUUCGUAACUUGAAAUUGACUUCUUUGGAAAUUGCCAUAGAACCUUUAAUGGACAUCAUCAGCCGGAACUGGGAUCUGAUGAAUCCCACAAAAGUCAGCACCUGCUACACAACAGAUGCUCUGAUCACCAAGGACUUGGUACUGAUUUAGAGAGAAGAGAGCAGCUCCUAGCAGCAUCAACAUCUAUUGGUCGUUUCUUUGCCCUGCAGCAAUUCACCUGCCUUUCCUUCUCCCAUCCUUUUACUGGAUAUGCUGCAGAAGGAUCCGUGCCAGAAACAAGCCUGUGAAAUACAGAAAUGUUUACAAGCCAACAACUACAUGGAAUCUAAGUGUCAGGCUGUCAUCCAAGAACUUCGUAAGUGUUGUGCUCGCUAUCCCAAGGGAAGAUCUCUCGUCUGUUCAGGAUUUGAAAAAGAAGAGGAAGAAAAGCUGAAGUCCACAUCAAAGUAAAGUUCUGCGGAGAAGUUCAAUGCUGCACCACCUUUCCACCAAGCGAGUUCUAUUUAUCCUCCUGACUCUUCAGGCCAGGUAGCAGCAAUAGCAAAUGAAAAAGUCAACUAUAAAAGUUAAUAAAUAUGCCAUCUAUGCAGAACAGAUAGAAAUAUAUUAAAUAUGUAGAAUGUAAUAAAACUGAGCUGCUAAAAUAAACCUGUUAUGUG
Myotis davidii is the source of this 859-nucleotide messenger RNA. It is a transcript of the gene CMC4, whose product is annotated as C-x(9)-C motif containing 4. Gene Ontology annotation, cellular component: mitochondrial intermembrane space. The coding region runs from base 450 to 650 and encodes 66 amino acids. NCBI's taxonomy places the organism in Eukaryota, Metazoa, Chordata, Mammalia, Chiroptera, Vespertilionidae. The transcript has 3 exons. The record is from RefSeq and is a predicted model, not a curated record.